CCGGUCACGUGACGCGGCGUGCGCGUCGCUGCCGCUCCUUCCCAACAUGGCGUCCUUGCUGCAGUCGGAGCGGGUUCUCUACCUAGUGCAGGGAGAGAAGAAGGUCCGGGCCCCCCUGUCGCAGCUUUACUUCUGCCGCUACUGUAGUGAGCUACGGUCGCUGGAAUGUGUGUCGCACGAGGUGGAUUCCCACUAUUGUCCCAGUUGUUUAGAAAAUAUGCCAUCGGCUGAAGCCAAACUAAAGAAGAAUAGAUGCGCCAACUGCUUUGACUGCCCCGGCUGCAUGCACACCCUCUCCACCCGGGCAACAAGUAUUUCCACACAGCUGCCAGAUGACCCCGCUAAGACCACCAUGAAGAAAGCCUAUUACCUGGCCUGCGGGUUUUGUCGCUGGACAUCUCGAGAUGUGGGCAUGGCAGACAAGUCUGUGGCUAGUGGAGGUUGGCAAGAACCUGAAAAUCCUCAUACACAGCGGAUGAACAAACUAAUUGAAUAUUACCAGCAACUUGCUCAGAAAGAAAAGGUUGAGCGGGACCGUAAGAAACUGGCACGUCGUAGGAACUAUAUGCCUCUGGCUUUCUCGCAACACACUAUUCAUGUAGUGGACAAAUACGGUCUUGGAACCAGGCUUCAGCGACCAAGAGCUGGUGCAACCAUCAGUACCCUUGCUGGACUUUCCCUGAAAGAAGGAGAGGACCAGAAAGAGAUAAAGAUUGAGCCAGCUCAGGCUGUAGAUGAAGUGGAACCUCUCCCUGAAGACUAUUACACAAGACCAGUCAAUUUAACAGAGGUGACUACUCUUCAGCAGCGUCUUUUGCAGCCUGACUUCCAGCCAAUCUGUGCUUCACAACUCUAUCCUCGUCACAAACAUCUUCUUAUCAAGCGAUCCCUGCGCUGCCGGAAAUGUGAACACAAUCUGAGCAAGCCAGAAUUUAAUCCAACAUCUAUCAAAUUCAAAAUUCAGCUGGUUGCUGUCAAUUAUAUUCCAGAAGUGAGAAUUAUGUCAAUUCCUAACCUUCGCCACAUGAAGGAGAGCCAGGUCCUCCUGACUCUCACCAAUCCAGUAGAGAACCUCACCCAUGUGACACUGUUGGAAUGUGAGGAGGGGGAUCCGGAUGAUAUAAACAGCACUGCCAAGGUGGUGGUGCCACCCAAAGAGCUGGUAUUAGCUGGCAAGGAUGCAGCAGCGGAGUAUGACGAGUUGGCAGAACCCCAGGACUUUCAGGAUGAUCCUGACAUUAUUGCCUUCAGAAAGGCCAACAAAGUGGGUAUUUUCAUCAAAGUGACCCCACAACGUGAGGAGGGCGAAGUGACCGUGUGCUUCAAGAUGAAACAUGAUUUUAAAAACCUGGCAGCCCCCAUCCGCCCCAUGGAAGAAGGUGACCAAGGCACAGAAGUCAUCUGGCUCACCCAGCACUUGGAACUCAGUUUGGGCCCACUCCUUCCUUAAAUGGUUCCGUUGGCAGGCAGAUUCCAAAGGACAGUAUCACCACAAACAUGCAUUAAACUUUGGAAACCACUACUUCAUUAGGCCUUGUUGAUAACAGUGGGCUUAUGCACUACUGAAUCCUAUUCCAUCAAGGGGAGAGGACAGUAGGUAAGCUUUGGGAACACAGAGUCAAAGCUGUUCCCUUUCUCUUAUUUCUGUUGACACUAAACUUGUCUACCACACUGAAUCUUGCAUGUUGAAUAACAGCAGCGUGGUUUACCCCAAGAAAGUUCCUUAGAACUCUCCAUUAGAUUUGCCACUGAGACACUGACUGUAUUGUCUUCAGACUUGGCCACAAAGGAUCACAAUCUCCCAGAUGAAACUAAAAAUGAAAAUUGGGGCCACGAGUAGGGCGUUUGCCUUGCAUGCAGCCGACCCAGGUUUGAUCCCCGGCAUCCCAUAUGGUCCCCCAAGCACCACCAGGAGUAACCUGAGCAUUUUGGGAGGUGACCCAAAAAGCCAAAAAAAAGAAAAUUAGAAAGUAAAUCUUGUUAAAGCACCCACUGCUUUCUGCAUUCCAUUAGAUAUAAUCAGUGCUGAGUGGUCUAAGCAUUCCUUCACUUGCCUUCACAGUUUCAUCAUUUCGUAAAUUCCCAUUUGACAAAAAGGAGUGGACAUUAUCUUACUUUUUCUGAUGAUUGGGGAAAUCUGCCGUUUUUAAGGUGCUGUCAUUUGGCCUUAUCUCACUGAAUACAAGAUAAUUAUCAGUGGCUCCUAAAACUUUUUCAGUGUAAAAGUGAACUGUUAGGGAGAUUUUGAAAAGCAGAUGAUUACAUAUCAUGUCAGAGAUGGGGGAAGGAGGUGGUGGAGGAGGGGUGUGCAAAUAUCAUUUAAUUUAAAUGUUGCCCUACCAUCCGUGGGUCACCUUCUCCAUGGGAGGCAAUCUGUGUGUGUCUCACUCCUUUCUUCCUGGCUCUUUAAACUCAAUACACCAUUCUGAAUAUUUGGGAUCUGGAAAGACCCUAGUGAAACUUGAUACACAAGUUCACUUCUGGAAUGCAGAAAACUUGAGGCUAGGUUUUUAGCAUGGUUUGAACUAUGUUCUUUCCAUUGAAAGCACUGUCCUCCCAUUGUUCAUCGAUUUGUUUGAGCGGGCACCAGUAAUGUCUCCAUUUUGAGACUUGUAACUGUUUUUGGCAUAUUGAAUAUGUCACGGGUAGCUUGCCAGGCUCUGCCGUGCGGGCGAGAUACUCUCAGUAGCUUGCCAGGCUCUCUGAGAGGGACAGAGGAAUCAAACCCGGGUCAGCCGUGUGCAGGGCAAAUGCCCUGCCUCCUGUGCUAUUGCUCCACCCCUGGAAUUUAAAAUAUACUGAAUCAUUUCUAAAAGUACAUAGGUAACUAGGGGCCUGGGGCAAGAACUCAAAGGAUGGAAGUACAGUUUGCAUGUGGGAGCCCUCUUGUAUCACAUGGGUUCUAAGCACUUAGUUAAGGGUGACCCUAAGUGAUCGCUAGGUGUGGCCCAAACAAACAAAGAAAAAUAAAGGUACAUUAUUAGCAAAUUGUAAUAUGGUGAAGAGAUCACUAAUAUCUGGGAAAGGUUAUGCUCUAUUUAUAUAACAUGAAUGCAACAUGUGUUCUAACCUCCUAAUGAAAAUACCCUGACCACCCCUAUCAGCCAUGCUAAGACAUCUUCCCUGGUAUUCCCUAAGUAUAAUGGAAAUUACUCUGUAGUCCGCUCUUGUUAUUUAAUAUGUGGCCUAAAUCUAUUUAAAAAAUACAAACACAAAAUACAAUUUUGAAUCCAAAAUUAUAUUUAAGUUUAUGACUUUUAUGGAUGUCACAUAACACCAUUUUGAUUGUAAACCAAAAAGUAGUUCAGCAAAUAGCCAAGAACACUUACCUACACAUGCUAUUUUCACUGUGUCCUGGAAUUGUUAACCCUAAUUCUGUGAUGUUUCUAAAAUGGGGCUAAUAAAGUAAACCAGCUGUACCACAUUUUUUUUGUAAUACAGCAAGUGACCAUAUCUUUGGGGAAAGAGAAAUUUCCUUUUACCCUGAUUUUUAGUUCAAAUCUUUUGAAAAAAAAAACUAAGAUAGGCUAUAGGUCACUUUGAAAGAUAAAAUAUUUAGAAAAUCUUUGAACUAUACCAAAUUGUAUUCUUCUUAAAGUCAGGACAAUUUAUGAAACAAUAUUCCACGGAAUAACAUAUGCUGCAGUAUAUUAAAAAAAAAACACAUAUCUCUAAUAUGACAGUAAGAAGGUUUAGCUUCUUAGGAGUUGGGGCGGGGGUAGGGAGACAUAUAAUGACAAAUUUUCAGACCCUAGAAAUGGAUUUCAUUUUUCAUGAUACCAUAGAGUGUUAAUGUCAUGUUUAUUUUGCAGUUUGCUAGAGCCUACUUUGAAACCACUACUCCAUACUUAACAGUGGAGGAAAUGGGCACCGAAGUAGAGAAUAGCUUCAGGUUUACACGUUUGCAUAGACUGUACACUGUUUGUAGCGCAUUUAUAGCACGUAGCUGGUAUUUGUUCCCCUAAGUAAUGUUGAACUAGUGGGUCUCAUUACUUCAUGUGACACAAAAAUGCAGAGACACUGUAAAUCAUAGAAUGUCUUCUCUUCUGAAGCCAAAUUAACUGCAGAAUAACAGAACCACUGGUUUAAUGUUUCUUCAACAUAGUUUUAAAUGGAAAUUUGCAUUCUAUGUAAAAUUUUGCUUAACAAUGUAGUAAAGAAUUGGUUCCAUGUCUACAGCUGAUAAAUUUAUAAUUUGUUGCCUUUUUUAUAUUAGAGCAGGUGCAAAAUUUUGAUGUGACAGAAUUAGAUAUCAUUAGCACUUGAAACUACAAUUUCAGAGAUUUAAGGCUUUGUGAUUUGAUUAACUACCACUGUUCUGUUACAAGUGCUUAUAGGCAUAAUAAGCUAAAUGUCACGCAUAUUUGUGAAGAACAUCCUAUUUGCCCCUUUGGGGAAUAAGAGGCACUCCUUAUUCUUUAUGAAUGACAGGUUCCUGGUUUGCUUUGUUGCUUAACAAUGUAGUAAAAUAAAGAAGACAAAGCUUUAA
Molecule: messenger RNA, 4489 nt
Organism: Sorex araneus (European shrew)
Lineage: Eukaryota; Metazoa; Chordata; Mammalia; Eulipotyphla; Soricidae
Gene: DCTN4
Product: dynactin subunit 4
Exons: 14
Coding region: 47-1450 (467 amino acids)
Cellular component (GO): dynactin complex
Source: RefSeq, a predicted model, not a curated record